CAAGCACCGCUAGGCAUGCGGGCCCAGGGAGAUAUUUGUUCCCCUCAUGCGUCACGGGUGCGUUGCCUGCGUCCUGUUGGGGAGGGUUUGGGCUCAGGCCCGGAAUCCUUCCCUUUCCGCAAGCGGCCAGCCCGGGCCGUGGGUUCGAGACCUGGGAGGCCGCUUGUCCCUUCUUCACGCAGCUGCAGCAGCACCAGAGACCGGGGCGCAAAUGAGGCACCACAAAGGGGAGAAGAAAGAGCACCCAGACAUCACACCCUGUUCACAGAGACCCCGCACGACAUGACGGCCCACGCCGGGGAGGACGUGGAGAUGGCCUGCUCCUUCCGGGGCAGCGGCUCCCCCUCCUACUCGCUGGAGAUCCAGUGGUGGUACGUGCGCAACCACAAGGACUGGACGGACAAACAGACGUGGGCUUCCAGCCAGCUAAAAGCAUCGCAGCAGGAAGAAGCUGGGAAGGACGCGACAAAAAUAAGUGUGGUGAAGGUGGUCGGCAGCAACAUCUCGCACAAGCUGCGCCUGUCGCGGGUGAAGCCCACGGACGAGGGCACCUACGAGUGCCGGGUGAUCGACUUCAGCGACGGCAAGGCCCGGCACCACAAGGUCAAGGCCUUCCUGCGGGUGUCGCCGGAGGAGAGCGCCGCGCCGCGCCGCCACGGCUCCUCCUCGGCCCACCUGCAGGACACGCAGCUGCUGGGCGCCCCGCCGGCCGAGCCCGCGGCCCACCUGCACCACCAGCACAAGGCCGGCAAGGAGCUCAAGAAGCGCUCGGCGGACGCCUCGUGCCUGCUGUAGACUGACCGCGGCGGCGUGGGGCGGCCGCCUCCCCACCCCAGGCCGCACCGGGGGGCAGGCGGGGCCACGCCGGGUGCUCACGUCCCCCCACUCGACCCACACACGCAUGACCCCCCCCUUGGCCACGCACACGUGUUUUUUUAAUUUCCUCCUAACCCCUGGCGCGUGGGCGAGCUGACUCCAGGACUCACGGCGGCUCCGGGGCGGGGGGACCCAGGGCCGCCUGCCCACACAGCGUGGCCACGUAUCGUGCCCCCCAGACUGCCCCUGCCCUGGCCCUCCCCCUGCAUCGCUCGCCGCCUCUGCUUCCAGCACCCCGGGCCUCUCCGGGGCGAGGAGGCCCGGCAGCCGGUCCCUCUUGCUGCGCCCGGCGAGACCCGGGGGUUUCCAGUCCGGUCCCAUCAUGCCACGUCCACCCCGGUCUCUUGUAAAUAGCUUCCCUCUCCCUGCCCCAACUGCCCCCAUGCACCUCGUGCCCCCCUCGCCCUGGGGUCGGGCCCUCCCGGGCGCCGGGGCAGGAGGGCCCGUGCCUCCAAGGGGGGCAGUGGUCCAGGACCCCCGUUUGCCGGGGAGAAGGGGCAGGAGAUGCCAGCCCCCUUGGAGACGGGGCCGUGCCCGCGGCAGGGGCUGGC
This is a messenger RNA of Gavialis gangeticus (Gharial), 1427 nucleotides long. It is a transcript of the gene VSTM2L, whose product is annotated as V-set and transmembrane domain containing 2 like. The transcript has 4 exons. NCBI's taxonomy places the organism in Eukaryota, Metazoa, Chordata, Crocodylia, Gavialidae. The record is from RefSeq and is a predicted model, not a curated record. Bases 16 to 795 code for a protein of 259 amino acids.